Acipenser ruthenus (sterlet) is the source of this 816-nucleotide messenger RNA. RefSeq lists its product as uncharacterized. The coding region runs from base 1 to 816 and encodes 271 amino acids. The transcript has 4 exons. The record is from RefSeq and is a predicted model, not a curated record. Lineage: Eukaryota; Metazoa; Chordata; Actinopteri; Acipenseriformes; Acipenseridae.
AUGGUUCAUAACAGCGAGGAGAGUGACCGCAUGGGGAAGUACUCGUGGAAAAAGCACAGCUCCCCCAUCCCCCGUGACCUCACCCCCCCAUUCUACUCCCCGACGCUAGCGCACAGCUCCCCCAUCCCCCGUGACCUCACCCCCCCAUUCUACUCCCCGACGCUAGCGCACAGCUCCCCCAUCCCCCGUGACCUCACCCCCCCCCCAUUCUACUCCCCGACACUAGAGCACAGCUCCCCCAUCCCCCCGCACAGCUCCCCCAUCCCCCGUGACCUCACCCCCCCAUUCUACUCCCCGACGCUAGAGCACAGCUCCCCCAUCCCCCGUGACCUCACCCCCCCAUUCUACUCCCCGACGCUAGAGCACAGCUCCCCCAUCCCCCAUGACCUCACCCCCCCAUUCUACUCCCCGACGCUAGAGCACAGCUCCCCCAUCCCCCGUGACCUCACCCCCCCAUUCUACUCCCCGACGCUAGCGCACAGCUCCCCCAUCCCCCCGCACAGCUCCCCCAUCCCCCGUGACCUCACCCCCCCAUUCUACUCCCCGACGCUAGCGCACAGCUCCCCCAUCCCCCGUGACCUCACCCCCCCAUUCUACUCCCCGACGCUAGAGCACAGCUCCCCCAUCCCCCGUGACCUCACCCCCCCAUUCUACUCCCCGACGCUAGAGCACAGCUCCCCCAUCCCCCGUGACCUCACCCCCCCAUUCUACUCCCCGACGCUAGCGCACAGCUCCCCCAUCCCCCGUGACCUCACCCCCCCCCCAUUCUACUCCCCGACGCUAGCGCACAGCUCCCCCAUCCCCCGUGACGUCUGA